GCGUCCCCUACGUGUGGGUGUUUGUGUGACAGCGGAAUCCAAGUAAGAUGGCUGCGGAAAAGGGAGAGUGACUGGGAAACCACUGAAGGAGAUGUGUAUCUCUUGCCCAAGACUGCGUGGCAUGUCUCAUGAAGAAGUGGUUGUUUACGUCGUUGCUGUCAGCGCAUCGGCUGCGGAUAGCGAGCCUGCCUACGACCGUUUAUCUCCGCGUUAAACGUCCGACCGCUGGGCUGAUCUGGUGGAUUUAUCAAGCAGCCAGCUACUAGCCGCAUUAGCGUGAAGCUAACUAGAAGCCGUGGUUUUGGGAAUUUACACCCUCCACCCCUCUUCGGGACAGGACCCCCGACACUUGAGAACCCGUGGGCAUUCAAGGUACAUGUCCAGAUCCUAGUUUGAACGGUCCCAGGCUACCUCAAAUCCCAAGAUCCACUGAGGCCAUGCCUCUCCCUUUCCCUCCAUCAGGGCCAACAUGAAGAAAUAGUCCACCCUGCUGCUGACCAGCUACAGUUCAGAGUAGAGUGUCUCCGUCCGGCCGCCUCUAUGGAGUGGUGUCGCCUUCAGACUGGAUGACAGGAUCUGCAGAGUUGAGCUGACCUCCCCCCCCCCCCCCCCCCCCCUGCUGGGGAGUGGACCACAACCACCUCCCAAGCUGACCUUUAGACCUCCUAAGCCAAAACCUCCCUGCUGCCAGUCGUUCACCGGCCUCUCUCCCAACAACAAGGAAGAAUCGGUCCAUCCUUAACCUCUCCCCCCCAUCCCUCCCCCUCCCCCUACUCCUCUCUCUACCGGUCUCUGUAUUUACCUUCUCCUGGUUGAUAGAUAACUGGUCCGUCCUCCUCCUCCCCCCCCCCCCCCCCCUCCCUCCUUCCUUCCUCCCCUACCUCUCUCUCUCCCUCCCUUUUCCUCCUGUCUCCUUUCUUCCCUCCUUCUUCCUUAUAUCCUUCUCUGGACCCCCUCCGUUCCUCUAUCUUUUCGGGGGCCCCUUCCGUACACGUGAGCGCCCUGUUUUGGACUUGGCCUUCAACGCGCCUUCACACGCCUCCCGACCUAUUCCUCCACCAACCCACCCCGUCCCCCCCACCCCCAGCCCUGCAGGCUCCGUCCAGCAUGAGCUGGCUGAGCCGCCUGAACCCCCGGGGGCCCACCGGUCGGUCGGGUCGGAGCGCGGCCCCCGCGGGCCCCUGCACCGCCGACCCCGAGACCUGCCUCAUGGUGUUUGAGAACCACUGGAGACAGGUGUCCUGGGUGGUGGAGCAGCGCGAGCCCUCGUCGUCCAGCGACGACCUGGCGGCGGUGAGGAACCACACCGACCAAAUGCUGUGCCUGCUGGCCGAGGAGCGGCCCCGGGACGGCCCGGACAGCGGCGGGGCGGGGGGCCCCCCGGCCCCGGGCCCCAUCCUGGAGCUGGUGGUCACGGAGGGCAUCCUGGAGCGGCUGGUGCAGUGGCACCUGCGGCGCGGCCUGGACCCCGACAGCCAGGGGGCGCUGCUGAAGCUGUUUGAGAUGCUGAUCGGCCAGUCCCAGCAGCCGCUGCUGCAGCACAUGGCCGUGCUGCAGCCGCUGCUGGGCCUGCUGGGGGCCUGCGCCGACCCCCAGCUGGGCUGCCCGCCCGCCCUGGAGAACAGCCUGGUGCUCCUGCUCAAUCAGGUGUGUGUGACCAUGGCCCGGCAGCCCGUGGUGCUGGAGAUGCUCUUCCGGGCGGCGCCCAUCCAGCAGGGCCCGGCCAACCUGCUGAUCUUCUCCCUGCUGGUGCCCUUCAUCCACCGCGACGGCGCCAUGGGCCAGCAGGCGCGUGACGCCCUGCUGCUGGUCAUGGCGGCCUCGGCCAGCCACCAGGGCGUGGCGCGCUACAUCGCCGAGAACUCCUACUUCUGCCCGGUGCUGGCCACGGGCCUCAGCGCCCUCUACUCCUCCCUCCCCAGGAAGAUCGAGGUGCGCGGCGACGACUGGCACGCGCUGCGCCGCGAGGACUGGAUGGGCGUGUCGUCCCUGGUGCUCUUCAUGAACUCCCUGGAGUUCUGCAACGCGGUGGUACAGGUGUCCCACCCGCUGGUCAGCUCCCAGCUGCUGGACUACCUGCACAACGGCUUCCUGGUGCCUGUGGUGGGCCCCGCGUUGCACAAGUCGUCUGUGGAUGAGAUGAUCGCCAGCACGGCCUACCUUGAGCUGUUCCUGCGCAGCAUCACAGAGAAGGCCCUGCUGAAGACCUUCCUGCGCUUCAUCCUGAUGCAUCGCCACGACAACGACACCAUCUUGGACACCCUGCUCACGCGCAUCAGCAGCAAUUCGAGGCUCUGCAUGGUGUCCCUGAGCCUCUUCAGGACCCUCCUCUCCCUCAACUGUGAAGACCUCAUGCUGCAGCUGGUUCUCAGGUAUCUACUGCCCUGCACCCACGUCAUGCUGAGUCAGCGCCGGGCCGUCCGAGAGGCCGACGUGUACGGCAAGUGUGCGGACAAGUUCCUGUCCCUCAUCCCCGAAUGCUGCCGGCUGAGCGCAGCGCCCCCUGGUGAACGGGAGGACGACGUUGCGUUCUGGGGGAAAGCGCUCAGCAGCCCCAGCGCGGGGUCCCCCGUCCAGCCGCUGCCCAGCACCCCGUCCCGCCUCGCGCUCUUCAUCCGCCAGCAGAGCAGCGGGGGGGUGUCGGGAGGGGCCCCGCCGACCCCGACCAACGCGGAGGUGGUGCCCUCGUCUCCGCGGGGCGGCGGCGGCGGCGGCGGCGGCUGCGGUGGGCCGCCCGACACCCCGGACAGCCCCAUGCACCAGCAGCAGCAGCAGCCGGUGGACUGCCUGGACUGGGAGUCGGGCUACCUGGACUACCUGCGCGACGCCCGGCGGGGCAUCGAGCUCUGCUCCUGGGCCUGCCGCGACUGGUCGGCGCCCUACGACGGCGAGAACCCGGCGCCCGGCGCCGCCCCGCCCCCGCCGCUGCUGCCGCCGCUGACGGCCUGCAACCCCUCCAUGGCCGUCUCCCACGAGCACUUCUCGUUCCAGCAGGGGGGCGGAGCCGGCGGCGGCGGCGGCGGCGGCGACCCCCCCGGCCAGCAGAGGGCGGCGGUCGUGGCGGCGGCGCGCUCGGAGUGGAGCAGCUCGGAGCGGGACAGCGGCGAGUGGGACGUGACCAUCGGCAAGAACCACUGCAUCAGCCUCACGCCGCGCUCCAAGAAGCGCAGCCUGCAGCGGGAGGAGCCGCUCGCCAGCGCCGUGCCGCCGCUCUUCCUGCCCGCCGAGGCGCCCGCCCCGCCCGCCCCGCCCCGUGACUCUCAGGCCGCCACCCCCCGCCCCGCCUCCUCCUCUUCGGCCCCUCGCCGCCCGCCACCGUCGUCGACAUCGUCGUCGUCGACCCACCCCGCGGCGCUGUCCAAUGGCACCGCGGCGCCGGCGGAGGAAGGGUGCUUCUCGUCAGACAGCCGGGACAGGGGGAUGGAGGUCAAGAAGGUCAAGCGGGACUUUGGGGAGCCUCCUCUACAGCAGCAGCAGCAGCAGCAGCAGCAGCAGCAGCAGCAGCAUUCGGACGAGGGCUCCACCCAGAACAGCUCCGCCUCCCUCCUCGCCCGCUGCCCGGCGGCCACGCCCCCACCCCGACACCGUCAGGACAACGGCCACCUGAGCGAGGACGAAGCGGCGGCGGCGGCGGCGGCGCCACGGCCCAAGCCCCGCCCGGCCCAGAGCUCCCGCACCCCACCAUCAUCGGCGGCGGCGGCGGCGGCGGCGGCGGACGCCGACCCACCCGGUGCCGCGUCGCGCCUCCCCGAGCCGGCCCCCCAGGACCCCAGGCCGCAGUCGGUGGAGAGCCUGAUGGAGGAGCUGCUGCAGCAGGCGCCGGCGGACCAGCUGCUGCCCGGGGACUCCAACGGCCAGGGCAUCAGCAUCGAGGCCUUCAACCUGGAGCUCAGCGAGCUGGAGGCCCGGGUGAGGGCGCGCAGCCGGGACGCAGCGCCGGACGACGACGACAGACGCCCUCCGGCCUCAAGGCAACAGCAGGAGGUGGACGAGGAGGAGGUGGAGGACGAGGACGAGGAGGAGGAGGAGGGGGGAGGCCCUCUGCUGUCCGGACCCCCGGAGACGGAUCAGACCACCCUGGGGAGUGGAGGCGAGGUCAGGGUGCUUGGCUCUGUGGUGAGCAGCCCUGCCAGACCUCUGGGUCAGCCUGCCAGCCAGCCCUACACAGGCCCGUUCAUGGUGGUCCUGUUUGCCAAGCUGGAGAACAUGGUCCAGAACUCCCUGUAUGUCAACAUCCUGCUGACGGGCAUCGUGGCCCAGUUGGCCUGCUACCCGCAGCCACUACUCCGCUCCUUCCUGCUCAACACCAACAUGGUCUUCCAGCCCAGCGUCAAGUCCCUCCUCCAGGUCCUUGGUUCGGUCAAGAACCGGAUCGAGGCGUUUGCGGCGUCCCACGAGGACUUCCCCGCCAUGCUGAGGAAGGCCCAGCGGUACCUGGCCGCCCGGGGGAAGGUGGACUGGACCGAGUCGCCCACGGCAGUGCCCACCCUGCGACGCUCAGAUUCACUGGUGAAGAGCCGCAAGCCGUCGCUGGGCGACCUGAUCCUGCGCCACACCAACAGCCCCACGCGGGCGCGCCACGCCGCCCAGCUGGCCCUGGCGCACGUGCGCGACGGCGGCCAGUCACUGCACAGCGCCCUGUUCCGCGGCGGCUCCGGAGGCGGGCCCAGCAUCGGCGGUGGCGGCGGCGGCGGCGGGGGCGGGGCCUCGAGCCUGGAGCGGCAGGCGGAGGCGCUGCGGGUGAAGAAUGCCGUCUACUGCGCCGUGGUGUUCUGCGAGUUCCUCAAGGAGCUGGCCGCCCUGGCCCAGGAGCACGCCGUCGCCGUGCCCUUCGGCCAGAGCCAGGCCGCCGAGGAGUGAAGGGGGCGGGGGAGGCACCACCACCACCACCACCACCACCCCUGCGUUUGCCCUUCUAUUUGGUACGACCCGAGGCCGCAGGCUCGCGGCCGGCGAGGGUCACAGAGGUCACAGCUUUAGGGCCCGUCGCUCGCCAUAGGUGCAC
Messenger RNA from Gadus macrocephalus (Pacific cod), 5005 nucleotides. RefSeq names its product FHF complex subunit HOOK interacting protein 1B (gene fhip1b). Gene Ontology annotation, cellular component: FHF complex. Gene Ontology annotation, biological process: endosome to lysosome transport; early endosome to late endosome transport; lysosome organization. The coding region runs from base 1108 to 4860 and encodes 1250 amino acids. The record is from RefSeq and is a predicted model, not a curated record. The transcript is spliced from 13 exons. Lineage: Eukaryota; Metazoa; Chordata; Actinopteri; Gadiformes; Gadidae.